AGCGACAGUUUGGUCACACUUGGAUCCGGCCACAAAAUGACUGUAAUAGAUUUCAUAGAUCUGAGUGAUCAUGAUAUUAUUGACUUGAGCAGCAGCGAUGACGAGACUGUUCAGGAGGAUCAUAUUGCAACUCAGCACCGGGCGGCGUCGCUUGAUAGGCAGACUAUGCAUGUCGUAGCUGGUGAAGGAAUCCAAGAUGUGCAGGCUGUGUUUGUUGCAGCUAGUGAAGGAAGGCAAGAUCUGCAGGUUGUGUUUGCUGCCGCUAGUGAAGGAAGACAAGAGUCUGCUGAUUGCAGACAUGCUUUGGAAGCCACCACAUCGUCCUUGGUUACGGAAAAAGAACCUCUUCUUGUAGCUAGUGAAGGAAGCCAAGAUGUGCAAGUUGUGCUUGUUGCAGCUCGUGAAGGAAGCCAAGAUGUGCAGGCUGCUAGUGAAGGAAGCCAAGAUGUGAAGGUUGUGCUUGUUGCAGCUACUGAAGGAAGUCAAGAAGCUGCUGACUCUGGAAAUGGUUUGGAAGCUACAGCGUCGCCUUUGGUUACUGAAAAAGCACCUCUUGAUAUGGCUGAAUCGCACAACUGUCCUCGCACUCCCACAUCAGCGCCAUUCCCCAUUCUGAAGGCUCCGACCUUUGAAGGUGGCGAUGCAAAGAUGGUAAGAGGGAAGGUGAAGCGUCCCAGGAAGAACUACCACACCGGUACUCCUAGGACAAGUCCUAGGUUUGAACUGAAGCCUGAAUGUCGGAACGGGCCUCUGGAAGAGCUGCCAGCCGAGGCACUGACCUCUGAAGGUGGCGACGCGGAGCUGGUGAGAGAGAAGAUGCAACAUCCUGGGAAGGAUUACCAUACCGGCACUCCUGGGACAAGUCCUAGGUUUGAACCGAAGCGUGAAUGUCAUAACGGGUCUGUGGAAGAGCUGCCAGCCGAGGCUCUGACCUCUGAAGGUGGCUAUCAAUGCACUGUAAUUUUACGUUCCGUAAGUUUUGUUCUAUUUACGACGUAA
Messenger RNA from Triticum urartu, 999 nucleotides. The record is from RefSeq and is a predicted model, not a curated record. NCBI's taxonomy places the organism in Eukaryota, Viridiplantae, Streptophyta, Magnoliopsida, Poales, Poaceae.